AUGAUUAUUGCCAUGAUCACUGCAUGCUAUAGCUCCAUCACUGCGCUGGUCCUGGCCCAAAACAACCUCUCAGAACCCUUCGCUAGUCCGUCUGGUAUUCGAGAAGGCUGUUUCCUGUCGUCCAUCCUAUCUAUAUAUACCAUUGACUGCAUUCUGAGGAAGGCUCUACGUGUAGAUGACGUUAUUGAACUUGCACCCGGACGCAAGUUGACUGAGCUCGUCUAUGCUGAUGAUAUCGCUUUACUAUUUGUCAAGUCAAUCUAUGGUGUCACGGUGGCCGACGUCGAUACGUUAAGCUGCUCCCUCGAGCCUUCCCUAUCCAUUCGACGGCUCUGUCCCACGGACUCACCAGCGAGGCUUACUUUUGGCCAAACAUUUGAUCUGAAGUUGAACGUUGCCGACACGAACAUAAACAUGCAUAACGCUUCUCUAAUAGUGGAGAAAGAGGCGUGCACAGACGUCGACAUUGCCCUCCUCAGUAGCCUCGGGAGUGAAGGUGGCGUGUCUAUGAACUCCAUAUGCUGGAAAUCGAUGGUGUCUGUUUCAUCGCCAGAAGAGAUGCGUCUGCAUGGACCACUGCCGGCGAGGAGCACGAAGGGCCCUAGAGCACCGAGGUAA
This is a messenger RNA of Dibothriocephalus latus, 618 nucleotides long. NCBI's taxonomy places the organism in Eukaryota, Metazoa, Platyhelminthes, Cestoda, Diphyllobothriidea, Diphyllobothriidae. The record is from the annotation of a GenBank genome assembly.